This is a messenger RNA of Boleophthalmus pectinirostris (great blue-spotted mudskipper), 1319 nucleotides long. RefSeq names its product metallo-beta-lactamase domain containing 1 (gene mblac1). Bases 21 to 689 code for a protein of 222 amino acids. The transcript has 2 exons. NCBI's taxonomy places the organism in Eukaryota, Metazoa, Chordata, Actinopteri, Gobiiformes, Gobiidae. The record is from RefSeq and is a predicted model, not a curated record.
CUGAGUGUUAUGGAGCAAGCAUGGAGCCGGAGCACGUCCCCGGACCGUCUCUGACCGAGUGCGGGCUGGAGUUCCCGGGUCAGCCCUACUCCGCCCGCGUCCUCAAAGCGGGCUACAGCGUGCCACAGCCGGACGGGACUUUCAAAGCGGACGGGAGCAUCACACUGCUCACGGGGCCCCUGAACAUCCUGGUGGACACCGGCGGACCGUGGGACCGAGACUUUCUGCUGCGGAGCCUGGAGGAGCGGGGGCUGAGCGCGGGGGACGUCCACGUGGUGGUGGGGACGCACGGACACUCGGACCACGUGGGUAACCUGGGCCUGUUCCCCGGGGCGCUGCUGAUCGUGGGGUACGACGUGUGCAGGGGGGACACGUACGUGGACAGUGGGUUAGCCCGCGGGGAGACGUACUGCGUAGACGAGCACAUCAGCAUCGUGCCGACGCCAGGCCACAGCGGGCAGGACGUGAGUGUCCAGGUGAGCGGGAUGGCCGGGGGGACUCUGCUGGUGGCCGGGGACCUGUUUGAAAACCACCAGGACGAGUCGAGCUGGAGAGAGCUGAGCCUGAACCCUGCACUACAGCAGCAGCACAGACAGAGGGCGCUACAGACCGCUGACGUCAUUAUCCCGGGACACGGCCCACCCUUCAGAGUCACCCGAGGGACCCAGAACGCACAGGGGGCAUCAUGAUGACAGAGGAGGAGGAGUGUGGGUGGCAUAGUGGUUAGUACUCAUGCCUCAAAGGGUCAUGGACAUGUACAAUCGGACCCCUUUGGUACCAGGACUCACCAAAUCAGAUUGUGACUGUUACGUUUUUGACCAUAAAUAUUUUUUUAAAGAACUAUUCUGCAUUAUUUUGUUAUUAUUCCCUUGAGUACCUUUGCUUUGGUAUCUCAUGUUUUACAACUUAAAAUAACAACGAUGUAUUGAACCAGACAUUAUUUUCCUGUUUGCGCACUCAUACUAGAAUACUGGACUCUGGUGUAGGGCUCCAUCAACAGACACCAGACGGAAUUACCAUGGCAAAAAAAACAAAUUUUAGAUAAUAAUGAACAUGCCCCAACAUGUUCACAGAAGUACGCUCUGGUAAUGAACACAAUUUGACAGCACAGAUACUUAGAACAUGUCUGGUUCUGAUUUAUGGACUUAAAAACUGUACAUGGUCUCUGUCUGUGAUGCAACAAUCCUGGGAAAAUUCAAAACGCAUAUUCCCUGAGGCUCAGAGGAAUCAGAUUUUUUACAGGAGAUUGCUGAAACUAGUGUGAAUGAAGCUAAAUAUAACUUAUAAACAAUAUAAAAAAAUAAAAUGUUCGUUAUCCC